UGCGAGAGCCAGUUUAUCCUGAGCCUUGAGAAGAAGGAGCAGCAGGCCAUCCUGGUGGGGAGAGAAAAGCACAUUAAAUACGUUUAAAAGCUAGGAAGAGGUGCGGGGGACGCGCCGGGUUGGACUUCAAUCACGGACACGCGUGGUUGUCGAGGGAAAACACGCGGAUUGCUUUGUGGAACUCCCGGUAACUUUUGACACAGUUUUCUCUUGCGGUGGUUUAUCCCGAUCAGAAGACGUGCGGCAUGGAUUGGGGCUCGGAGCUCUGGGACCAGUAUGACACGAUUGAGAAGCACACGCAAUCCGGCCUGGACCUGGUGGAAAAGUAUGUAAAGUUUGUGAAGGAGCGGACUGAAAUUGAGCAGAACUAUGCCAAACAGCUGAGGAAUAUGACAAAAAAGUAUCUCCCCAAACGAGGCAGCAAGGAGGAGCAGGAAUGCAGGUUCACCAAUCACCAGGCCUUCCAGGACAUCCUGAAUGAGAUGAAUGACUAUGCUGGGCAGCGGGAGGUUAUUGCUGAGAACAUGAUGAUCAAGAUCUGCCUGGAACUUACAAAGCACUUGCAGGAGCUGAAGCAAGAGCGCAAGACGCAUCUGUCUGAGGCUAAGAAGGCCCAGCAAAGCCUGGAAUGCAGCUUUAAGCAGAUGGAAAAUAGCAAGAAACGCUUUGAGCGCGAAUGGCGGGAAGCUGAAAGAGCAGCUCAGAAUGCUGAGAAGACUGACCAGGACAUCAAUGCUACUAAAGCAGACGUGGAGAAGGCCAAGCAGGUGGCGCAUAUGCGUGCACACACAGCAGAAGAGUGUAAGAAUGAGUAUGCUUCCCAGCUGCAGAAGUACAACAAAGAGCAGAACCAGUUCUACUAUUCCCAGAUUCCCCAAAUCUUCAAUAAACUACAGGACUUGGAUGAGCGCCGAAUUCGGUGCUUGGCGGAGGGCUACUCCAUGUUUGCUGAGACAGAAAAGCAGGUGAUGCCGAUCAUCGGGAAGUGCCUGGAAGGCAUUACCAAGGCAGCCACCAACACCGACCAGAAGAGUGACUCCCUGGCAGUCAUUGAGCAGCACAAGUCAGGCUUUGAUCGCCCAGGAGACGUGGAAUUUGAGGAUUACAGCCAGGGUAUCAACCGCACGUCAUCAGACAGCAGCCUGAGCACACCCAAAGGGCCCCUGGACCUGCUUGGCAAGAACAAAAACAAGCUGCGGCUCUUCGGCAAGAAGAACAAGCUCCCUUCACCCCCUCUCACUCCUGCCUCCACUCACCAUACUCCUUUGCCCGCAAAUGGACCCCCAUCCCCAAAGUUUACCCGGGACCCUCUGUCAUACUGUCUCAAGGAAAUCAAUAAGACAGUCAAACCCCGAAUCUCCUCGUUCCGGACCCUCAAGCGCUCGCCUGCCAUCACAGAGGACUUUGCUCACCUACCGCCAGAGCAGCGGAGGAAGAAGCUGCAGCAGAAGAUGGAUGAGAUUGGGAAGGAGCUGCAGAAGGAGCAAGACCAGAGUGAAGCAUUGGUGAAGAUGAAAGAUGUCUAUGAGAAGAACCCACAGAUGGGAAACCCUGAGAGUUUGGCACCCCAGAUCACUCAGACAGCCCAGAACAUGGAACGGCUGAGGGGCGAGCUGGCCAAGUAUGAGUCGUGGCUGGUGGAGGCUGGCGGCCGAGGGGACAACAUACGGUACUCAACCCACAGCCUUAACAACAACAAUGGUGCCUACAACAAAUACAGCACUGAUAAUGCCAACUGUGAAGCAGGGGACCCUGACAGCUCACAGGCAAUAUAUGCUGAAUUUGACGAGUUUGAUGAGGAUGAGAUGGACGUGCCCAUUGGCCAGUGCACGGCACUCUACAGUUUCCCAGGCUCCAGUGAGGGGACCAUUUCCAUGCAGGAGGGGGAGGUCCUGAGCGUGGUGGAGGAGGACAAGGGUGAUGGCUGGACCCGUGUGCGUCGUCCCAACGGUGACGAGGGCUACAUUCCAACUUCCUAUGUGAAAAUCACUCUUCCAAAGUGAGGGCACUGCAGCAGUACGGUGGGGAAGAAACCCGUGACAAACCUGGCACUGCUCUCGGUGUGGAUUUAUUUUGGACAUGAAUGUGGUGAUGUUACCACAUAGUUGGCGCUAUGGACCGAAGGCUUGGACCGGGCUCCUCUGCCGACUCCUCUCUCUGAGACCUCACAGAAAUGUCUGUUUUUAAUUCCCAGAGCAACACUAUCUCUCAUGGACCAGUUGACCUCUCUUGUAGGACCCCACACGUGACCUUGCUGGUCUUGCCAGAAACCUACUGGAGAUGUAUAUUCUUUUUUUUUUUUUUUCUUUCUCUCCCCUGUUCAUGUGAAACUCCCUCCUUCUCAAUGUGUUUGCUGAUUAGACCCUUAUGGCCCUGAAUGUUAAUUCAAUACUGAGGAGAUGUUGAAAGGAAAAUGUGUGUGGAAAACUCUGGGAGGCUUGGGUCUACAACUCCUACCCCUUUACCCCAGAGCUCAGAACCCAGGGAAUGACACAGCAUGUGCACUUCCACUGUUUCUGUCUGUCUGUCUGUCUAGCUUGGGUGUUUCUGUGCGGUUGGUAACGCCUCACAGCCACACAUGCAGCUUCAGAGGGUGCCUUAUGCGAUCUUAAUGUUAGACCUGAAACACACACGCAGUGCUCUGGUACCAGUUGGUUUGUGGAGCCUGUUGAUGGGAAGGGCUUUUCUUCAGCUCAGAUUUUAAAUCCAGUAUCUCCAUGGUUACAUUUCUUAGUUGAGUUCAGCUGUUAAGGAUGGGGGAUACAAGUGCUGGAAGGUCACAUGAAUUGUUAAAUGUAUACAUAUACACACACCUGUAUUUUAUCGUUAUUAUCUUAGUUAAAUUUACCACAGAAGAUAGGGGAGUUAAUAAUAAACAUUUCUUCUGGUAUUGGAGAAGAGUUCAGCUCGGUGACAACCAGGCCUGUAUUCACACAUGCUGCAUGAACUGUCUGUUGCAACAGAGAAGAAGUUUCUACGAAAGACUCAACAGAUGGAAGAACUUGGAUUUCCAUAUUUAUAUAAGAAAUAAUAUAUUUUAGUUAUCAUGAAGCCACUAGCAUCUUAUUAGCUAUUUUCCUGUAUAAGUGAAGUUAAAAAUGUAUGACUUUUUUUUUUUUUUUUUCUGUGUAGAGGUGAGGCUUGUCCUGUCUGGUAGUCCUUGUCCAGGACUCUAGGACAGACACUUGUUUUGAUAUUUUAGAACUACACAAGGGCAGAGGCUAGCAGUGUGUUUCCUGACCCCUUGCCUCUCCCUUCUAUUUUUUAUUAUGCCUGUUCUCCAAGCAAUCAGUUUUAAUGGAAUCUAUAAAUAAACACUCACAUUGGACGGAA
Messenger RNA from Scleropages formosus (Asian bonytongue), 3333 nucleotides. It is a transcript of the gene trip10a, whose product is annotated as thyroid hormone receptor interactor 10a. The record is from RefSeq and is a predicted model, not a curated record. Gene Ontology annotation, biological process: signal transduction. Gene Ontology annotation, molecular function: protein binding. The coding region runs from base 246 to 2003 and encodes 585 amino acids. Lineage: Eukaryota; Metazoa; Chordata; Actinopteri; Osteoglossiformes; Osteoglossidae. The transcript has 15 exons.